CUGUACAUUUGGCCCUCUGGCUGCUGCUGCCUGUGCGAGAUUGGAUCUAAGCGUGGCAAACAGGGACGCUCGGAAGUACAAGUGGACUUAAGGAGCCAUUCCCGCCCCAACUCUCCAGGAAGCUGGGUGGCCCAAACUGGGCCCGGCAGUCACGCAAGAUGGCUGCCUUGAAACGGAGCCGGAAGCAGGCCUGGCCGGAGGAAGAGGGCGACCGGGAGCAUGGCCUCUACAGCUUGCACCGCAUGUUCGACAUCGUGGGCACCCACCUGACCCACCGGGACGUCCGGGUCCUCUCCUUCCUCUUCGUGGACGUGAUCGAUGACUACGAGCGGGGGAUGAUCCGCAGCGGCCGGGACUUCCUGCUGGCGCUGGAGAGGCAGGGCCGCUGUGACGAGACCAACUUCCGCCAGGUGUUGCAGCUGCUGAGGAUCAUCACCCGCCAUGACUUGUUGCCCUACGUCACUUUGAAGAGGAGGAGGGCUGUGUGUCCAGACCUCGUAGACAAGUACCUCGAAGAGACUUCCAUUCGUUACGUGACGCCACGGGCACACACUAGUGUGGAACCUGCUCCCGCUCACCAACACAAACCAGUGCCUCCCCACCACCCACUGGUCUGCUGCUCCUCUUCGGGUCCCCAGAUUUGUGCGAAGAGGUCUGGUCGGGGAAGAGCCCUCCUCGGCAGCCAGCGGAAAAGGAGGAAGUCGGUGACGCCAGACCCUAAGGACAAACAGACGUGUGACAUCCGCCUCCGAGUCCGAGCGGAGUAUUGCCAGCAUGAAACGGCCCUGGAGGGGAAUGUCUUCUCCAACAAGCAGGACCCCCUUGAGCGGCAGUUUGAGCGCUUUAGCCAGGCCAACACAAUCUUGAAAUCGCGGGACCUGGGCUCGAUCAUCUGUGACAUAAAGUUCUCGGAGCUCACGUACCUCGAUGCCUUCUGGCGCGACUACAUCAAUGGCUCGCUGCUGGAGGCCCUGAAAGGCGUCUUUAUCACGGACUCGCUCAAGCAAGCGGUGGGCCACGAGGCCAUCAAGCUCCUGGUCAACGUGGACGAAGAGGAUUAUGAGGUGGGCCGGCAGAAACUCCUGAGGAACUUGAUGCUCCAGACGGCUCCUUGAACCCACCUUAACCCUUUUUUCUCAUCUGCCUCUUCUUUGGAA
Molecule: messenger RNA, 1157 nt
Organism: Euleptes europaea (tarantolino)
Lineage: Eukaryota; Metazoa; Chordata; Lepidosauria; Squamata; Sphaerodactylidae
Gene: DEDD
Product: death effector domain containing
Exons: 5
Coding region: 159-1115 (318 amino acids)
Biological process (GO): extrinsic apoptotic signaling pathway via death domain receptors; apoptotic process; regulation of apoptotic process
Cellular component (GO): nucleolus
Molecular function (GO): DNA binding; protein binding
Source: RefSeq, a predicted model, not a curated record